Thlaspi arvense is the source of this 507-nucleotide messenger RNA. NCBI's taxonomy places the organism in Eukaryota, Viridiplantae, Streptophyta, Magnoliopsida, Brassicales, Brassicaceae. The record is from the annotation of a GenBank genome assembly.
AUGAACGACGGAGGCAAAGCGUGGAUGGAGGACGAAGGCGAGGCGUUGAUGGAGGACGGAGGCGAGGCGUGGAGGACUCGUCUUGUUCAUGACCAGCUCUGUACCAGUUUUGAGGGCGGCAGUGGUCAUUUGUAUUCGAAAUGGUUACCAACCAUUCUUGAGAGCUUCCCAAACCUGAAAUCCCUCAGCUGGGAAUGUGACGACAGGUUUAAGGAGCCGCACUUCGAGGGGAUGAAUCAAGUCAAUUUUUCAUAUGUGCCUGAGUGUUUGCAUUCGUCUCUCGAGCUUGUUGAUUUCAAAGUCCCAUUCUCAGGACUUGCUGGAGAAAUGAAGGUGGUAAGGUAUUUCUUGGAGAAUUCGGCUCUUCUCAAGAAACUCACUCUGCGUUUGCGUUAUCGUUCUUCACCAAAAGACAAAUUCGUCAAGAAACUCCUCAGAAUCCCAAAAGGCUCUACCGAAUGCAGAGUAGUUAUCUUCUUGAUUGUUAAAAAGAGUAGAAAGAACUAA